AUGGACGCGAGAGCAGCACCCCGUCAGCCGGAUUUUGAGACUAUUUCCGGCAGCUUUGAUGCCUUGUCGGAACAGUUCGCACUCUGUGGGAAUCUUCCCGCAGUAGAUGGCGGGGCCCGGUUGCAGGAAACUCUGCAGGCUGUGCUGCAACAGCUUGCCACAUUGAACCGUAAGGUCGACGGUUUGGAUCGCAAGGUGGAUGAUCUCGACCGCAAACUUGAUCGCAAGAUCACCGUUUUGGACAAGAAUUUCACGGCGCGCAUGCAGAACAGCAUCGUCGUCCACGAGAGUGUCGGCCUGACGCCUCUCUACAGCGUUCUCACGGGGGAAGUAAUACAGGAUUGUCCAUCGACAUUACAGGAGUUGGAUGCCUUGACCGGUGGAGGAACGGGUCCGUUUCCCGCGCAAGGAUUUUCUCUGGCCGCUGCGCGUACCGAAUCUCGAGAGGAGCCUGACAAGUGUCAGACCACCGAAGCAAUAGUGGACUCGUACGCAUCAGACGCAUCGGAGCAGGGCGAAGAGGAUGGCGUAUCGCGGCAUUCGAGCCAGGUGGCGGAAUCUCCCGUGGAACCCGUACGGCCAGCGUCCCCUGGCAGUAUCACUUCGGACAGCGACCACGAGGUCUCGGCUGACGGGUUGGAUCUUGAGGAGUUGGCUGCGUCCAUGCGGGAAGCCGUCUUAGAAGUUGUAGACAAACGAGUCGUGGCCAUCGUGGAAGGUGCUUUGCAGCCACUACAGAAGAGGCUUUCGGACCUUCACGUCGCUGUGAAGGAAUAUGGAGAUCGAGUCAAUUCAUUGGCCACUCGGAGCAACGAGGGCGGCGGAGAGGCUCGGAAGCUGUCCCGCGACAUUCAGUCGUUGAGUCGGCAGACAGAGAGUGUGGGUCCCUCUGUUGUCAAAAUGCAGGAGGAUCUGCACAGCAUCCUUGCCAAGGUGCGUACUUUGGAGAACCAUCAUGCGGAGACAUCUUCGUUGCUCAAGAAGGUGACGCGAGAGAAAUCCAGCCGGUCUGCAGACGUGGAGCUCCCGGCCACGGUAGCGGUAGCGGUAGUAGCAGACAUCGCCGUGGAGCGGGCUCCAGUCACGGCGGGGAAGAUGCGGCUAGACAGGAGCAGAGGCGGAAGAGAGAAAAAGAGCGGGAUCGCGAGCGUGACGAGCGGUCAAAAGGAAGAAAGACUUCGACCCGCGACAAACACGGCAAGAAGUGUGCUGCCCUAUGACUGCUCAGAGCGGCCACUCUCCAUCCGUGUCCCCAAGUGCCAGGUGGAUGUUCAGAAGGCUCCUCCCAUGUCGCAUUUCCCGUCGGCUCCUCUCGUCACCGGGUUGUGCAUGUACGCCGUAUGA
Molecule: messenger RNA, 1344 nt
Organism: Hirsutella rhossiliensis
Lineage: Eukaryota; Fungi; Ascomycota; Sordariomycetes; Hypocreales; Ophiocordycipitaceae
Exons: 4
Coding region: 1-1344 (447 amino acids)
Source: RefSeq, a predicted model, not a curated record